Messenger RNA from Amaranthus tricolor (Joseph's coat), 691 nucleotides. Its product is annotated as 14 kDa proline-rich protein DC2.15-like. The coding region runs from base 81 to 431 and encodes 116 amino acids. The record is from RefSeq and is a predicted model, not a curated record. NCBI's taxonomy places the organism in Eukaryota, Viridiplantae, Streptophyta, Magnoliopsida, Caryophyllales, Amaranthaceae. The transcript has a single exon.
CCUUCAUAACAAGUAAAUUAAUACGUACAUACACUUUCCCUACUAAACAUAGUAAAAUAUCCAACUCCAUUGCUCCAAAAAUGGCAUCCAAAAUCACCAACACAAUCCUUAUCUUUUUCCUUGCCCUUAACAUAACAUUUUUCUCGGUCGUAUCGGCGACAUACCCGCCGAGGACAUGCCCUAUUGAUACUCUUAAACUUGAAGUAUGUGCCGAUGUGCUUAAUGGUUUGCUUAAGGUAACUUUAGGAACCCCUCCAAGCCGACCAUGUUGUAGUCUCCUACAAAACCUAGCCGAUCUCGAUGCUGCGGUUUGUCUAUGCACUGCCCUUAGAGCUAAUGUGUUAGGGCUCCAUCUUGAUGUUCCUGUUUCUCUAAGCUUGCUUCUUAAUAAAUGUGGAUGCCAAUAUCCUCAAGGUUUCACUUGUCCUUAAACUAGAAGGACAUAUUACAAAUCAAGCUUAUUGGUAUUUAAUUUGUCUUAUUUGGCUAUGUGCCUCAAAAACUUAAAAAGUGUGUGAGUGUGUGUGUAAUGCUUUUAUGUUUGAUUGAUUUCAAUGUGGUGUAAUAAGUUCUCAUAGUGGAGAAAGUUCUUGUGUUUGUUUUUGUUAUUUAUAUAUGUUCCUCUAUGGUAUACAACACUUUGUGUGAAAUUGGUCUUAUAGUGCUAUACAUGAGUUAUUUGACAUUAUUU